AUGACAGUGGCUACCGGAGACCCAGUGGAUGAGGCUGCUGCCCUCCCUGGACACCCACAGGACACCUAUGACCCAGAGGCAGACCACGAGUGCUGUGAGAGGGUGGUGAUCAACAUCUCAGGCCUGCGGUUUGAGACUCAGCUAAAGACCUUAGCCCAGUUUCCAGAGACCCUCUUAGGGGACCCCAAGAAGCGGAUGAGGUACUUCGAUCCCCUCCGAAAUGAAUACUUUUUUGAUCGCAACCGCCCUAGCUUCGAUGCCAUUUUGUACUACUACCAGUCUGGGGGCAGGUUGAGGCGACCUGUGAAUGUGCCCUUAGAUAUAUUCUCUGAAGAAAUCCGGUUUUAUGAGCUAGGAGAAGAAGCAAUGGAGAUGUUUCGAGAGGAUGAAGGCUACAUCAAGGAAGAAGAGCGUCCUCUGCCUGAAAAUGAGUUUCAGAGACAGGUGUGGCUUCUCUUUGAAUACCCUGAGAGCUCAGGGCCUGCCAGGAUUAUAGCCAUUGUAUCCGUCAUGGUCAUUCUGAUCUCAAUCGUCAGCUUCUGUCUGGAAACCUUGCCCAUCUUCCGGGAUGAGAAUGAGGACAUGCAUGGUGGUGGGGUGACCUUCCACACCUACUCCAACAGCACCAUUGGGUACCAGCAGUCCACAUCCUUCACCGACCCUUUCUUCAUCGUAGAGACUCUCUGCAUCAUCUGGUUCUCCUUUGAGUUUCUGGUGAGAUUCUUUGCCUGUCCCAGCAAAGCUGGCUUCUUCACCAACAUCAUGAACAUUAUUGACAUUGUGGCUAUCAUCCCUUACUUUAUCACCCUGGGGACAGAGUUAGCUGAGAAGCCAGAGGACGCCCAGCAAGGCCAGCAGGCCAUGUCACUGGCCAUUCUCCGUGUCAUCCGUUUGGUAAGAGUCUUUAGGAUUUUCAAGUUGUCCAGACACUCCAAAGGUCUGCAGAUCCUAGGUCAGACCCUCAAAGCCAGCAUGAGGGAAUUGGGCCUCUUGAUAUUCUUCCUGUUCAUUGGGGUCAUCCUCUUCUCUAGUGCUGUCUAUUUUGCAGAAGCUGAUGAGAGAGAUUCCCAGUUCCCCAGCAUCCCGGAUGCUUUCUGGUGGGCAGUCGUCUCCAUGACAACUGUAGGCUAUGGAGACAUGGUUCCAACUACCAUUGGGGGAAAGAUAGUGGGAUCCCUGUGUGCAAUUGCAGGUGUGUUAACCAUUGCCUUACCAGUCCCUGUCAUAGUGUCUAAUUUCAACUACUUCUACCAUCGGGAGACAGAGGGAGAGGAGCAGGCCCAGUACUUGCAAGUGACAAGCUGUCCAAAGAUCCCGUCCUCCCCUGACCUAAAGAAAAGUAGAAGUGCCUCUACUAUAAGUAAGUCUGAUUACAUGGAAAUACAGGAGGGAGUAAACAACAGUAAUGAGGACUUUAGAGAGGAAAACUUAAAGACAGCCAACUGUACAUUGGCUAACACCAACUAUGUGAAUAUUACCAAAAUGUUAACUGAUGUCUGA
Molecule: messenger RNA, 1500 nt
Organism: Cricetulus griseus (Chinese hamster)
Lineage: Eukaryota; Metazoa; Chordata; Mammalia; Rodentia; Cricetidae
Source: RefSeq, a predicted model, not a curated record